AUGGUUGACAUCGAGAAUGAAUACCGUGAGCAGAUGGAUGAAGAGCUUGUCCAGAACCUUCAGAAUGAGCUUCAGGAACACAAGGAUCGAUUGAAGGACAAAGAGCACCAGAUUGAUGAGUUGAUGGCGGAACGGGACGAGUACAAGACAGCCUAUGCAGAGAGCGCAGCUGCGUUCCCGUGGUUCCACCGUGGAGAGCACCAAGCUAUCAGGCAAAGUCUGAGAAAGUGCCUGGCCCUCCACUCCUCACUGAUGGCAAAGAGCCUAAGUUCGAGGACCGGCUGA
Molecule: messenger RNA, 285 nt
Organism: Aspergillus chevalieri
Lineage: Eukaryota; Fungi; Ascomycota; Eurotiomycetes; Eurotiales; Aspergillaceae
Exons: 1
Coding region: 1-285 (94 amino acids)
Source: RefSeq, a predicted model, not a curated record